Messenger RNA from Capsicum annuum, 247 nucleotides. Its product is annotated as casein kinase 1-like. NCBI's taxonomy places the organism in Eukaryota, Viridiplantae, Streptophyta, Magnoliopsida, Solanales, Solanaceae. Gene Ontology annotation, molecular function: ATP binding; protein serine/threonine kinase activity. Gene Ontology annotation, biological process: peptidyl-serine phosphorylation; signal transduction; endocytosis. The record is from RefSeq and is a predicted model, not a curated record. Gene Ontology annotation, cellular component: nucleus; cytoplasm.
GUUUACGCCAUCGACUUUGGUCUUGCUAAAAAGUAUAGGGACCUGCAGACUCACAAGCAUAUACCAUACAGAGCGAACAUACUAGGAUAGAUAGAAUCAGGAAUGAAGCUAUUUGGGACAAGGUGGGAGUGGACUCCAUAGUGGACAAGAUGCGGGAGCGAGACUGAGAUGAUUCGGCCAUAUGAAGAGUAAGAUGCAUAGAUGCCCCAGUGAGAAGGACGGGCCGAGGUACAUUACGUUAAGGGUG